AUUGGCUGGCGUUUCCAAGGAUUCUGUGGUGGAGCUCUCGAGCACAAUUCCAACAUUGUUCCGCGCGAGUUAGCUGGCUGUCUUGCGCUCGUGCUAGCUUUAGCCAAGUAGGGGAAAAACUUUUAAAAACAAUUUUUAUUACAUUUUAAAACUACAACAAACAAAGGACUGUGAGCUUUAUAUCACGGUAACGAGUCGGACUGAGGAUUUUUAUUUCAUUUUCAAUGGGCGUUUGUUGUGACGUUAAGUUCUUUCUGCGGCUUCAUUCCCAACAGGGGAGUUGAGGCAGGAUGGACGUCCACACAGCGAUCAGAUUGGAUUAGUCUGACGCUCCUCUUGAUGUGGACUGCGGGGAGGUGAAACCAUGGCGACAGGUUGGAGAAAUGAUGAGGAGGAGGCGAGUUACAGUGUCAACGCCCCACUGUGUGAGGACGUGUUUGAGCAGAAGGAGUCUCCAGCGUCUAUGUUCCAGCCGGAGGACGAGGGGUUCUCGUGGCCCGGGCCGAAGACGGUGCGGUUACGGCGUACGGCGCUGGGCUUCGGCUUCACCCUGCGCCACUUCAUCGUGUACCCGCCCGAAUCUGCCGUACAUUCCACUUACAAGGAUGAGGACGGAGAUCAUCGAGGACGAAGCCGGAGCAGACUGGAGCCCAUGGACACCAUCUUUGUGAAGCAGGUUAAAGAGGGUGGGCCUGCACACGGAGCUGGUCUCUGCACAGGAGACCGCAUCGUGAAGGUGAAUGGAGAGAGCAUCAUUGGGAAAACGUACUCUCAGGUCAUCGCAGUGAUCCAGAACAGUGACACCUUUCUGGAACUUAGCGUGAUGCCCAAGGAUGAGGACAUACUACAGCUGGCGUACUCGCAGGAUGCCUACCUUAAAGGUCAUCACGCUUACAGCGGAAACGCUCGCCACAUCCCGAAGCCACCUCCCAUAUGCUACCCACGAGUAGACUGUAAACCCCUCGGGAUGGCCGAGGCGACGGAAAUCACGGCCUCAGGGGGGCUGCAGUCUGAUUUGGGAUACCGCGUGGAGAUACCUGUACCCCCUUCGCCUCCACCUAGGAUCCCGAAGACUCAAACGGCGGUGUGCGUGUGCAACGAAAGUGUCCGGACAGUGGUGGUGCCGGCGGACGUCCACAUGGGUCAUGUGGUUCCUGGAGAGUACAGUCACACGGGUCCCGAUCUGAUGCUGAUGAGAACAAGGUCAUAUGUUCACCCGUGCAAGCCUGACCUGUAUUCUCCAGGUUACCAUGGAGAUUCGUACGCCGUUCCACCGCCUCGUUAUCAUCCAUCUUCUUCCAGCGCGUCUUCGGCUUCCCAUCAGAACAUCGACUGGCGGACGUAUCAGACUUACAGGGAAUACAUUGACCACAAAGGCCUCCACACAUACAGUCGGACGAUUCAGGAGCGCCUGGACAGUUUGCGUGCUGCCGCGGCCGCUUCCCAGACCUCUUCAAACUUUGCGCAAAAAGCCACUUGGGGUAAUAAAAUCCGACGCAGGAGUAUGUCGCAUGACCGGUCGUUUCAAGGACCCCCUAUGCUUCCGCCUCGCAGUGCCUCCCAGGAUCGGAUGACUGGGGCAGAAAGAAUGUCACGAGCGCAAGACUGGCCUCCUCGGAGCGUCUCGUCAGAUGGAAUCAUGCGGAACGCUCGUUUCCAUUCCACGGACUACGUCGAGCAUGGCGAAAUGGCUCUUUGGCCUGUCGAUCUGAGAGGUUACGGCAGGACCGAGCAAGGACCUCGUCCCAAUCGGCAACCCGUUCCCCAGAGACCAGUGAUCUAUCCGCAUUCCUACGGAAACAACGUCCGAGGCAGAUCCGGUCCACAUCAGCUGAGCUGUAGAACGGACAUCCCGCCUCCUGCGGUUUCUUCUGAUAGGAUCUCGCGCGUCGGCAAAAACCAGCCCAAAGAGGCACAGCUGUGUAAAGACCAAAGACUGUUAAGUAAUCAUGUGGCAGUUUCGGUGGCUAGCCUACAGUCUCGGACUCGUGCCGAGACUAUGCAAAGUCCAGAGCCAGUCAAAGAAUCCUCUUCGGGUCAAAGGUCAACCUCUUGCUCGGUGCCUACACCUCAGAGGCAGGCGCAACCCGGAGCCCCGGGGCAGAGGAUCCACCCGCGGGACCUCAAGGGAUUACCGGUGAACGGGUGCAGUCCAGCGGAAGGUGUAGUGAUGCGAGAAAAACCCACUGGAGGUAAAAGCACGCCGCUGCGCCAUCCUUCCUACAUCCAGGCGCAGGAGCAUCAGGACUCCCUGUUCGGCUCUGCUAACUUGAACGAAUCGCUGGACUCCAUCCCCUUCAUCGAUGAGCCAGCGAGUCCGAGUUUGGACCAGGAGGCCAGUCACAUCUCUGCAUUGGCUGUGAUCUCCACGGCUCAGAGCGCAGAGGCCGACUCACCCAGCUCCCACACGCCCAGCCCUCAGAUGCGCAGACAGCUGUCUCACGACCAGGAAUCUCUCAGAAGUGCUAUUCUGGAACAAAGUGGAACCAAAACGGAACGCUCCAAAUCAUAUGAUGAAGGUUUAGACACAUACAGGGAGGAGGGGCGACGGCGUUCCAGUAAGCCCAGUCUGAAGGUGUUCAGGAAGGCUCUCGAUGGACAUAAAUUGUCAGACGACUCCAGUUCCAGGAGAGACUCCAGCUCGGACAUCUUCACUGAUUACUUUAAGGAGGGCUGGCUGCAUUUCCGACAGCUCAACACGGAUAAGAACAAACGUGUGGGUGGAGGAAUGCGGGUGUGGAAGCAGAUGUACGCGGUGUUGCGAGGCCACUCCGUCUUCCUCUAUAAGGACAGGAAGGAGGCUCACGUGCACUCGCAGCUCGACGACGAGCCGCAGCAGGUGAGCAUCAAAGCCUGCCUGAUCGACAUCUCCUACAGCGACACCAAGCGCAAAAACGUCUUCCGGCUCACCACGUCCGACUGCGAGUACCUGUUCCAGGCCGAGAGUCGCGACGACAUGCUGUCCUGGAUACGAGCCAUUCAGGAGAACAGCAAUGACGAGAAUGCCGCUGUGACGAGCACCGACCUGAUCAGCAGGAAGAUCAAAGAGUACAUCUCUAUGAGUGCUCCUACAAGUAAGACGGAAGCUUCACCCAAAGCUUUGCGACAGUCUCUGAGCAUCAAACACACACUGCUGGGGGUCGCGGCGGGGAAGAGUCAGAGCACACACUCUCCCAGGAACGAGCAAGAGAGGAGCAGCAAAGAUGACUCGAGUCCACCGCGGGACAAAGCUGCCUGGAAAAGAGGGAUCCCGGGGCUGAAGAAAAAGCAGCAGGAGAAGAAGCCGGCAGUGGGCGUGACGUUUGGAGUGCGACUGGACAACUGUCCUCCUGCACACAACAACAGGUUUGUGCCUCUGAUAGUGGAGGUGUGCUGUAAGCUGGUGGAGGAGAGGGGGUUGGAGUACACAGGGAUCUACAGAGUCCCCGGGAACAAUGCAGCCAUCUCCAGCAUGCAGGAGGAGCUGGACACUAAGGGCCUGACCGACAUCGACCUCCACGACGACAAAUGGCGGGAUCUAAACGUCAUCUCCAGUUUACUCAAGUCGUUCUUCAGGAAGCUCCCAGACCCUCUGUUUACUAACGAGAAGUAUUCUGAUUUUAUCGAUGCUAAUCGAACGGAGGAUGGUGUGGAGCGAUUAAAAACGCUGAAGAGACUGAUCCAUGAGCUUCCUGAGCAUCAUUAUGAAACCCUGAAGUUCCUGUCUGGCCAUCUGAAGACUGUCUCUGAGAAUUGUGAGAAAAACAAGAUGGAGCCACGUAACCUGGCCAUUGUGUUUGGCCCAACGCUAGUCAGAAGCUCGGAGGACAACAUGACCCAUAUGGUCACUCACAUGCCUGAUCAGUACAAGAUCGUGGAGACGCUCAUUCAGCAGUACGACUGGUUCUUCUCAGAAGAUGGAGAUGAGGAACCUGUAACAUCAGUGGAGCAGGAGAGUACGGUACAGUCUCAGCCUGUUCCCAACAUUGAUCACCUGCUGACCAACAUCGGCCGCACGGCUCCCUCACCUGGAGACGUCUCAGAUUCAGCCACCAGUGACUCUGCCAAAUCAAAGCAGGGCUCCUGGGGCUCGGGUAAAGACCAGUACAGCAGAGAGCUGCUGCGCUCGUCCAUCUUCGCCAGCCGCAAGCGCAAAAAACCCAAAGACAAACCUCAGAUGAGCAGCUCAGAGGACGACCUGGACGCCAGCUUCUCCAAGAAAGAGCUUCAGGACGAGAGCGAGCCGAAGAGCGAGCGCAACGAGGAGGUCAAGAGUAAGGCAGGAGUGUGUGUGCGCGAUCGUGUAGAAAAGCCUGACGACGUCAGCCAGAGAUCGGAAAAGAGCAUCGUCAAUGUCCCGACCGAAUUCAAAUCCGACAUCGUUCCUCUGAAACCGGCGCAGUCCGAUAAAUCCGGCGAGUCUCCGAAAAAACACAGAGCGCACAGAGAACGAGAAUUGGUGCGGCAGAAUUCACUCUCGGAUCCGCCCUCGACCUCGUAUGACGAGGGCUGCGUUUCGGAUUUGGGAACGCUGAACAGCACCAGCUCUCAGGCGUCCGGCCCCAGGAUCCGGCAGGGCAGAAUUCCAGGUCCCUGGAUGGAGAGCGCAGGAGCGGAGGUGUGUUCCAUCACAUCAGAUUACUCCACCACGUCGUCCAUGACAUUCCUGAUGGGGAUAGAGUCUACUGCGCUGAGUCCGGCUCACGACGCUGACGACGAGAGGAGCGAGCUCAUCAGCGAAGGCAGGAACAUCGAUUCGGACAGCGAGAGCAACUUAUCCGUGUUCGCGCUCGCCAGAGACGACAACAGGUCUGAAGACGUUUCAUCUGUGCGGGAAGAAGGCGGAGUCACGCCUUUUCAGAAUUCCCCUGGCCUCCUGGUGUCGCAGCGCAUCGUCGCAGGCGACACAUUAGCACGGAAGAGAGGAAGCCGGCAAAAAACGGACAGCGAGUCAUCGACGGAUGGCAUGCGCAGCGAUAAAGAGUCGAGGACUUCCAAAAUGCUGGAUGUCGUCAAGGGGAAAAACGGUGAAAACGAACCCAUCUGGCGAAUCAAAAUCACCGACCGCCUCAAGUGUCGACUCCGCGCCUCCGCCGACGACAUGUUCGGCGUCGGAUCGCAGCGCACCAGAUCUCCAGAAACGCGCAGCAAACGCAAGACCAACAUACGCCGCCGCCACACCAUGGGCGGACAGAGAGACUUCGCGGAGCUGUCAGUCAUCACCGGGGCCGAGCUCUCUGCCAUGGAUCGCUUAAAACCCAAAUGCAGCUCGCAGGACUUUUCCAUCGCCGACUGGAUUGUCAGGGAGCGCCACCGCACCAGCAACCCGGAAGUCAGCCUGGAAAACUCGGACCUGUUCUCCGCUGGGGCCUCGGGGUCCAGUUCGGGAAUGUUAAAUGGAGACGCGGCGAUGGCGGCUCAGCUCAAAAGCUCCAGCUUGGCCUCCGACGCUCAUCCACACAAACUGUCCGGGGCGCAGGUGGUGCGCUCGCGUUUUUAUCAAUAUCUGUGAACGGAUGAAUAGAAUUCUGAUACAGACUGAAGCGUAUGUGUGUGUGUGAGAGAGAGAGAGAGUGAUUGAGUGAGUGUAAGGUACUUAAAACGACGAGUUAUUUUUUUAUACGAGGUUAAUAAAAAUUUUUAAAAAAAAACGAAGAAGGACGGUACUGAUGCCGGUUUCUGACAGUCAGGAGGAGGAGGAAGAGGAAGGAGGUGAUGGCGGAUAACGUUUUUCUCCUCUUUCUGACUCCCAGAAUCUGUUUUUAAAUAUUUCCUCCCUCUAAAAAAUUAAUUCUGAUCUGACUCGAGGUCUCAGAGUGAAGAGAAACCUCUCUCUGGUGCGCGCGGAUAGACCUGACGGAGCCCCGGGGUAACUGGACCUUUUAAUGAUUCCACUGGAAUGAAGCUGUGUGGUCAGGCGUGGUGCUGCUGCUGCUGCUGAUGAUGAUGAUGAUGAUGAUGAUGAUGAUAAUUCGGGAUGGGGAUGUGGGAAGGUAAACAGGUGGUGUUAUAUUCUCAGAUGACGUGGGCAUGAAUGUGAAAAGUUUUAAAGACGACUUGUUCUGGGAAGUGUAAGAAGGUCUCAACUCAACCAAAAUGAAGAAUGUAUCUAAUCUGCUUGCUGUAACGCUUCAUUUGCGCUAUUUCUCUUUUUUUAUUUGUACAUAGCCCCUUUGUUUUAAUGUACUUGAAAUGAUUUUUUUUUCUCCUUUGUUUGAACUUCUUUGUGUAGUGUGAUGAUUUAAAAAAAAAAAAAAAAUGUAUAUAAUUAAGGCCUCUCUGUUGCAGCCGCUUAUCUAAUUCUGUCAUACGACCAUCAAAAAAAAGAAGAAACUAUUUAAAGAAGAAAAAUUUGUGAUAAAAUGUAGGCACUAUUUUCCGUAAGUAAUCUCUAUCCGCUGUACGUGCUCGAUUCGAACAAUUUUUUUAAAAACGCUUUCCUGCACCAAGAAACAAAUCAUAAAUCCUUUUACUCCGAACUCACUCGCUUGUAAUGGAUGAUGAAGCGUAAGGGCUUGAGAUGUCGAUGUUGAAGCGGUCAGUAAACGUUUAAAAUGUGCGAUGAUUCGUAGCGGGCGAUGAAUGAAAUCUGCUGUUACGUAGUUUUAUCACCGCGGUGAAAAGUAGUUCCGGUUGCUUUUACGCCUUCCUGAAGGUUUUGCGGUAUUAAUACGCCAUCGCAAGCGAUAGACUGAACGGUAGUUGCUUGUUUUCUAGGUAUGUGUUUUGAGAUUUUCGCACUUCUACGCAAACAAGUAUGACGUUCCGUCGCUUACGAAUUUAGUUCUGCCUGCAAUUAGUUCACGCAGAUACGAAAGGAAAAAGUAGCGUGGGUGUGUAUACGACGUGUCUUUUAAAUGUGUGUAGAGACGUUAUGAAGAACGAUAAAGUUUGAAAGGAAGUAGCGGCGGUCGUUGGUACGCUCUGGUGAGUGUAUGUAUGUAGGUAGUACAGCUUGCUUGGCUUUUCUGAUCCAAUCCGAGAAAGGAGUUCGUACGAAGCCGAGCACGUAACGUAAACCGAACAACAGGUUCACACUUAUUAGCGCAUUAUUUAAUUUGCAUAUAACCAGCUAGCUUUAAUAUAUAGGUGCUACAAUUUCUCGUUCAAGCUUGGAAAAACUGGACAGGCCACGCCUACAGGAAGUGACAAACUAUAAGUGAUGUUUUAGUACAGAUUUAAAGCUGAAUAUUUAAUGAAAGCGUUCCUACGAAAACAUGUUUUGCAUAAUCGUUUUUUUAUUUUUUGUACGAGUUUGGAGUAAAACGGAUCUUCGGUUCUUUUCUCGUUGCAGGGAAAAGUGACGUGAUGAGACAAAGUAACAAACACUAAACAUCAAAAACAUCGCCGUGUUUCUCUGAAACAGAACACGCACCUUCUCUUUAUUUUCUUGCAUUCCACUUUGGUCUUAAUGUUUUUUUUGUUUUGUUUUGUUUUGUUUUUUUUUUAAAGAGAGAAAAUUUGUUUCAAUGUUUUAGAGGUUUGUGUAAAAUAAUUUAAGUGUAAGUACGGCAGCGGCGCAUCUCUCCCUCACGUCAUUCGCCAGUUCUGUAAGUGUUGUGUAGAUAGCUGGACCGAGGGACCAGACUGUACCAUGUGCAUCAUCUCCGUGUGUGUGUGUGUGUGUGUGUGUGUGUGUGUGUGUGUGUGUGUGUGUGUGAGAGAGAGAGUGAGAGAGAGAGAGAGAAAGAGAGGUCUUGUUUUUCAAUCAUGCCCUGUCUGCUUCAAACGUGGACAAAUGAAACACUGGAAAAAAAAACAAAACAAAUAAAAGCCGCUUUGUGUCUGACCAGGA
Ictalurus furcatus (blue catfish) is the source of this 7774-nucleotide messenger RNA. RefSeq names its product Rho GTPase activating protein 21b (gene arhgap21b). Gene Ontology annotation, molecular function: protein binding. The transcript has 25 exons. Gene Ontology annotation, biological process: signal transduction. The coding region runs from base 365 to 5491 and encodes 1708 amino acids. NCBI's taxonomy places the organism in Eukaryota, Metazoa, Chordata, Actinopteri, Siluriformes, Ictaluridae. The record is from RefSeq and is a predicted model, not a curated record.